This is a messenger RNA of Paralichthys olivaceus (Japanese flounder), 2144 nucleotides long. RefSeq names its product tripartite motif containing 45 (gene trim45). The record is from RefSeq and is a predicted model, not a curated record. Gene Ontology annotation, molecular function: ubiquitin protein ligase activity; protein binding; zinc ion binding. Lineage: Eukaryota; Metazoa; Chordata; Actinopteri; Pleuronectiformes; Paralichthyidae. Gene Ontology annotation, cellular component: nucleoplasm.
GUCAGUAGUCUAGUCUGUUGAGUGUCAGUAGUCUAGUCAGUUGUGUGUCUCACCAUGUCCGGGUGUAGACAGACAGAGAACCAGGAUCAUGGAGGACCCGGACAGUCGACGGGUCCUCGGGCAGUGUGCACCGUGUGUGAUCGUCUGUACCGGGACCCGAAGCUGCUGCCGUGUCUCCACACCUUCUGCUCGGACUGUAUCGGGCAGCUGGAGCCUUUCUCCCGGUCUCUCUCCUCUCUCAGCCCGGGGCAGGAGGAGGACCGAGCCGCCGUCACGGUGCUCUGCCCGGACUGUGACUCCGAGGUGGACCUGCCUCCCUCCGGACCCUCCGGCCUGAGCACCGACCACCUGGCGCUGGACGCCGUGUUCCUGGAGACUCUGGUGACGGACCGGCCGCUGAGCUGCGACCUGUGCGGGGAGGGAGGCUCCGAGAGCCGCUGUGAGGUCUGCUGCGUUAACCUGUGUGAGUUCUGCUGCCAGGCCCACAGGCGUCAGAAGAGAACAGCGUCUCACUCCGUUCAGCGUCUGGAGGAGCUCAAGUCUCGCGGUCGUCUCUGCCGCCCCGUCCUCUGCCCCCUCCACCCCGGCCAGGAGCUGCGGCUCUUCUGUCGGCCCUGCGACCUGCCUGUCUGCCUGGACUGUGCCGCCACGCUGCAUCGCGACCACCGCUGCUGCCCCACGCAUGAUGUCAUUCAUCGCCAUGGAGACCGCAUCCGAGAGCUGGUCGCCGGGCAACUGCGACCUCUCCUGGAGCGUCUGGACCAGUCACUGCAGAAGGUGGAGGUUUCCCAGGAGGCUCUGCAGGCACGGGUGGAGGCGACAGCCAAUGAGGUGAGGGCGUUUGCACGAGGCUACGCCAGCGCUGUGGAAGCUCACUGCCUGUCUCUGCUGCAUCGUCUGGAGGAGCUCCGAGUCCAACGCAGGAACCAGCUCCACCUGCAGAGAGCUCAGCUGAAGCAGACGCUGCUGGACGUCCGAGGCGGCGUAGAGUUUGCGGAGAGACUGCUGGGCUCCGGCUCUGACGCCGAGAUCCUGAGCGCCAAGGGAGUGACCCUGAGGAGACUGAUCAGUCUGGCGGAGAGCAGCUACGACCCGCACCCGGCAACCGUCGCCCCAGACGACGGCAGCAGCAUCUGCUUCGUGCCCGGGGAGCCGGCGGGGGAGGUGGAGGGCUACCCGGUGGUUGGGGUCAUCAGCGCUAAGACAGUGGACCUCAGCAAGUGCACCAUUGAAGGGGAAGGUCUGCAGCGAGGCGAGGAGGGCGAGCGGGGUCACUUCACGCUGGUGUGCCGAGACUCCGCCGGGGAGCAGGUGGCACGAGGCGGAGAGCACGUGCUGGUCAGCGUCGUCCACAAGGAGAAGAAAGACUGCUCCGUGGAGACGACAGUGGUCGACAACAGCGACGGAUCGUACAGCGUUUCGUUCACACCUGAAGAGAAGGGAACUUACUCGGUGUGGGUUUGUGUCCGAGCUCAACACGUCAAGGGUUCACCGUUUGUUCUGAACGUGCGGAGGAAGAUUUGGCGACACAGCGGGACGUUCCACUGCUGCUGCUUCUGCUCCAGCGGAGGAGCCAAGGAGGCUCGAUGUGGCUGCCCAGGAACCAUGCCAGGAGGAUUCAAAGGCUGCGGACACGGUCAUAAGGGACACCCCGGGAAGCCUCACUGGUCGUGCUGCGGCAGCACCGCCGAGCAGUCCGAGUGUUUGCCUCCGAGCGUGCUGGCUGCGGCUUCUCCCCGCGGCCACCUGCGAACCGUGGAGCUCUGAGGUGACGCGGAGGCGAGGCCUGUCGAGAUGAUGCAAGCUAACGGAGGGUGGCGGCAACGGAAAGGUCAGAGCGGCGGGGGGGGGGGGACGCGCGGGAGAGGUACCUGGUGUGAAUCUUGAGUGGGUUUGAAAAGAAAGUGAUGUUUCAAAGAUACAGUGACUGAGGCAGAACGUCCAGGUCUGUGUCUUUGACCUCCGUCCUGAUCUGGUGUCACAGACUAAAGUGAAGCGUUUGGAUUGUUGACCCUUAUUAAUAUGAACUAUCUUAUCUGGAGACACUGAGCUGGAAGAGUCGGUUUCCUCUCCAGCACUGACCAUGAACACAAACCUCCCACAGCCACUUAAUGCCUUCUCUGUAUCGUUUGAAUCUGUAUCUG